This is a messenger RNA of Pteropus alecto (black flying fox), 1374 nucleotides long. It is a transcript of the gene SOX8, whose product is annotated as SRY-box 8. Lineage: Eukaryota; Metazoa; Chordata; Mammalia; Chiroptera; Pteropodidae. The record is from RefSeq and is a predicted model, not a curated record. Gene Ontology annotation, cellular component: nucleus. Gene Ontology annotation, biological process: neural crest cell development; negative regulation of transcription by RNA polymerase II; enteric nervous system development. Gene Ontology annotation, molecular function: DNA-binding transcription factor activity, RNA polymerase II-specific; RNA polymerase II cis-regulatory region sequence-specific DNA binding.
AUGCUGGACAUGAGCGAGACCCGCGCCCAGCCGCCCUGCAGCCCGUCCGGCACUGCCAGCUCCAUGUCGCACGUGGAAGACUCGGACUCGGAUGCGCCGCCGUCGCCCUCGGGUUCCGAGGGCCUUGGCCGCGCGGCAGGCACGGGGGGCGGUGGCCGGGGCGACGCGGCCGAGGCGGCGGACGAGCGCUUCCCGGCCUGCAUCCGCGACGCUGUGUCGCAGGUGCUCAAGGGCUACGACUGGAGUCUGGUGCCCAUGCCGGUGCGAGGUGGCGGCGGCGGCGCACUCAAGGCCAAGCCGCACGUGAAGCGGCCCAUGAAUGCCUUCAUGGUGUGGGCGCAGGCGGCGCGCCGUAAGCUAGCUGACCAGUACCCGCACCUGCACAACGCCGAGCUUAGCAAGACGUUGGGCAAGCUGUGGCGAUUGCUGAGUGAGAGCGAGAAGCGCCCCUUCGUGGAGGAAGCAGAGCGGCUGCGGGUUCAGCAUAAGAAGGACCACCCAGAUUACAAGUACCCGCGUCGGAGUUUUUUUUAGAGCGACUCCGACUCAGGCGCCGAACUGGGCCACCACCCAGGUGGUCCUGUGUACAAGACCGACACAAGCCUCAGCGAGGCUCACCACCACGGCGACCACACAGGGCAAACCCAUGGGCCGCCCACCCCGCCUACCACCCCCAAGACAGACCUGCACCUCGGGGGCAAGCAGGAGCUCAAGCUGGAAGGCCGCCGCCUGGUGGACAGUGGGCGCCAGAACAUCGACUUCAGCAACGUGGACAUCUCAGAGCUGAGCAGCGAGGUCAUCGGCAACAUGGACACCUUCGACGUUCACGAGUUUGACCAAUACCUGCCCCUCAAUGGUCACUCAGCCCUGCCCACAGAGCCAGGCCAGCCUGCUGCCGCUGGCUCCUACGGGGGUGCCUCUUACUCACACUCCGGGACGGUGAGCAUCGGGGCAUCCCCCGUAUGGGCCCACAAGGGAGCUCCAUCAGCCUCUGCAUCGCCCGAAGCAGGUCCCCCUCGGCCACACAUCAAGACAGAGCAGCUGAGCCCUGGCCACUACGGUGACCAGUCGCAUGGCUCUCCGGGCCGCACCGACUAUAGCUCCUACAGUGCCCAGGCCAGUGUCACCACCGCUGCCCCUGCUGCGGCUGCCAGCUCCUUUACCAGCUCCCAGUGCGACUACACUGACCUGCAGGCCCCCAACUACUACAGUCCAUAUGCCAGCUACCCAUCCAGCCUGUACCAGUAUCCUUACUUCCACUCAUCCCGCCGGCCCUACACUUCACCCUUGCUCAGUGGCCUCUCGGUGCCGCCCGCCCACAGCCCCCCCAGUAACUGGGACCAGCCUGUGUACACCACUCUGACCAGACCCUGA